Molecule: messenger RNA, 1207 nt
Organism: Lactuca sativa (garden lettuce)
Lineage: Eukaryota; Viridiplantae; Streptophyta; Magnoliopsida; Asterales; Asteraceae
Source: RefSeq, a predicted model, not a curated record
UUUUGCAUAUAUGCUCUUUAAUGUAGGUAACGAGGGACUCAACUGAUGGAAGUGCUAAACAUUAAAAACCUUUACCAAAUGGCCCCUCGAACAAUGCUUGGUCUUACAACGGCUACUUUGUAAAUGGUUAUAAGUUCCACACACAAGAAUAUGGUAAAGGACGUGCAACAAAUAACUAUGGACUAUGCGUGAGGGGGGAGAUAUAUAAUGGCGAAGAGUCAGACUACUACGGAUUAUUGGAUGAGAUCCUAGAGAUUGACUAUUAUGGCCUUGGGCGCUCGACUGUUGUGCUAUUCAAAUGCACUUGGUUUGAUAAUAUCCGCGGUGUAGUAGUUAACAAGAAUAAAUUGGUUGAUGUUAAACCUACGUCUCGUAUUCAAACUAAUGACCCUUUUUGUUUGGCAUCACAAGCGGAACAAGUAUUUUAUACACCAUAUCCUGCGGUGACAGAUGAAUUAAAAGAUCUUUGGGCGGUUGUCAAGACAAAACCAAGAGGGGUACAUGAAGUCACCGAAGCUGAAACGGAAGUUGCGCUUGAUGGAAGCACUAAAUCAAAUGGAGUCUUUCAUCUUGAUGAACGGUUUGAGUUACCGAAUGAAGUAAAUGUUAGUGAACGUUUGAGCCUAGCCUCAAAUAGAACUAACUUUGAGCAAAUAUCUUCCGAUGAGAGUGAGGGUUUUGAAGUGGAAAACCAAGAAGAUGAUACAGAUGAAGAUGAUAGAGACGAACCAGUUUAUUUUGACUACUAUGAUCCAGAUGAGGACGAAUGUUAGGAAGUUUGUUUUAUGUUAUAUGCAUGUCGGAUAAAAGCCUAGCACGUAACCUUUUUCCGGUUCGUCCUUCGUCGGGUGGUAGGCCAUCGUCUUUGCCUGACCGUAGUGGCCUUCAACGCAUCCCUCUUACAGGUGGUUCUGUACCAGGAGCCAGGUCAUCACCUUUGCCUGAUCCUAAUGGCCUUCCACGCAUCCCUCUUACAGGUGGUUCAGUACCAGGAGCCAGGUCAUCACCUUUGCCUGAUCCUAGUGGCCUUCCAUGCAUCCAUCUCACAGGUGGUUCUGUACCAGGAGCCAAGUCAUCACCUUUGCCUGAUCCUAGUGGCCUUCCACACAUCCCUCUCACAGGUGGUUCUGUACCAGGAUCCGGGUCAUCGCCUUUGCUUGAUCCUAAUGGCCUUCCACGCGGUGGUUUUGUAUCGGGAGCCAGUUAG